This is a messenger RNA of Suhomyces tanzawaensis NRRL Y-17324, 2244 nucleotides long. It is a transcript of the gene PMT4, whose product is annotated as dolichyl-phosphate-mannose-protein mannosyltransferase. Gene Ontology annotation, molecular function: dolichyl-phosphate-mannose-protein mannosyltransferase activity. Gene Ontology annotation, cellular component: endoplasmic reticulum; membrane. Gene Ontology annotation, biological process: protein O-linked glycosylation via mannose. The transcript has a single exon. NCBI's taxonomy places the organism in Eukaryota, Fungi, Ascomycota, Pichiomycetes, Serinales, Debaryomycetaceae. The record is from RefSeq and is a predicted model, not a curated record. Bases 1 to 2244 code for a protein of 747 amino acids.
AUGUCACAAACCCUAAGAAAGAGAGGUGGCAAGAAGCUUGCCAAUUCCUCGUCUCCCGUCACUACCGAAGAUGAAUUAGACAAAUUAGCCACUCACAUCUCCACGCCAAAGGAUCCCAACUACAAGUACUACUAUGGGUUGUUUGUGAUCACGGUGUUUGCUACCUACACCAGAUUCAUCAAGAUCGGAUACCCCGAGAAGGUCGUCUUUGACGAAGUCCAUUUCGGUAAGUUUGCCUCGUACUACUUGGAAAGAACCUAUUUCUUCGACUUGCACCCUCCAUUUGCUAAGCUCUUGAUUGCAUUCGUGGGAUGGUUGGUCCGCUACGACGGCUCCUUCAAGUUCGACAACAUUGGCGACAGCUACCUCGCCCAGAACGUGCCAUACGUGGCCUACAGAGCGUUGCUGGCCAUCCAGGGCACCGCAGUGGUGCCAUUGAUGUACCUCACCAUGAAGACGUUGAACUUCUCGGUGGCUGCCUGUUUCUUUUCCAGUUUGUUAGUGUGCUUUGACAACGCUCACGUCAUUGACUCCAGAUUGAUCUUGUUGGAUUCCACCUUACUGUUGAGUGUUGCAUUGACCAUUUUCUCGUACGCCAAGUUCUCUACCCACCGCAAGGCUCCUUUCAGCGGGCUCUGGUGGAGAUGGCUCUUGGCCACAGGUGUGUCGUUGUCUUGUGUGAUUUCCACCAAGUACGUGGGUGUGUUCACCUACGUGACUAUUGGAAUUGCUGUGCUCCACGAGUUGUGGUACUUGAUGGACCAUAAGAAAGGACUCACGUUGGCAGAGCUUUCCAAGCACUUCUUUGCCAGAUUGUGGGCAUUGAUCAUCAUCCCAUUCGUCAUUUACUUGUUCUGGUUCUACGUCCACUUUGCCAUUCUCACCAAGUCUGGUCCUGGUGACUCGUUCAUGAGCUCGGAGUUCCAGGAAACCUUGCUGGAAUCGCCCAUAGCCAGGUUGUCCAAGGACGUCCACUACUACGAUAUUAUCACCAUCAAGCACAAGGACACCGAUGCCUUCUUGCACUCGCACAAGUUCGACUAUCCUUUGCGUUACGAGGACGGUAGAAUUUCCUCAAACACUCAGCAAGUCACCUGUGUCUUUGAUCCCGAUGGAAACGAGCCUUCUGACGUCAACAACCACUGGGAAAUUGUUCCUGCCAACGACAACGGAGUCAAGUCGGAUGUGUACACAAACGAUGUGAUUAGACUUAGACACGUUGGAACUGGUGGAUACUUGUUGACCCAUGACGUUGCCUCGCCAUUGAGACCCACCAACGAAGAGUUCACCAUUGCCUACGACAACGACGAAGUCGACCACUACAACGAGACAUUGUUCAGACUUCGUUACUACUCUACAUCCGGAUCCAAGGACGCCAGAAAAUUGGUCCAGACCAAGGGAACCUCGUUGAAGUUCAUCCAUGUGGAUACUGUGGUCGCCAUGUGGACCCACGUCGACGAACUCUUGCCUGAAUGGGGUUUCGGACACCAAGAAGUUAGUGGUAACAAGAAGGUCCAAGACAGAGACAAUGCCUGGUACAUCGACGAGAUCGUCAACUUGGCUGAAGAGGACCCCAGAACCGAGUAUGUGCCCAAGAAAGUCACAACCAUCCCAUUCUUGAAAAAGUGGUGGGAGUUGCAGUUUUUGAUGUUCCAUCACAACAACGUGUUGACUUCUGAACAUCCAUUCGCUUCACAGCCAGACUCGUGGCCUUUAGCAUUGUCUGGUGUUUCCUUCUGGAAUGACAACGACGAGAAGAAGCAGAUUUUCUUUGUCGGAAACGUGGUAGGCUUCUGGUUGGAGGUUUGUUUCCUUGCCAUCUACCUCGGAUUAUUAUUGGCAGACCAAGUAACCCGCAGAAGAAACCUCUACCUCGUCAACGACAAGGCCAGAUCCAAGUUGUACAACACCUUGGGCUUCCUCUUCAUUGGGUGGUGUGCUCACUACUUGCCUUUCUUCUUGAUGAACCGUCAAAAGUUCUUGCACCACUACUUGCCUGCCCACUUGAUUGCGGCCUUGUUCAGUGGUGGGUUGGUCGAGUUCAUCACCUCCGACAACUCCAACGACGGACUUGCCAAGGGGGUCAACAAGAGACGUUUGAUGACCUUGGUUACCGUCUGUUCCGUGGCAGUGGUGUGGUUCUUCUUCUACUUCAGACCAGUUACUUAUGGAGACAUUUCGUUGUCGCCAGAAGAGGUCAACAAGAGACAAUGGUUGGACAUCAAGUUGCACUACGCCAAGUAA